CAGAGCGCAGCCUGCGCCUGGACGGGGGGCUGGUGGGCAUGGCUCAGAGAUGGGGGAGCUGCCUGCCCCACUGAGGAGGAAGUGGAACUGCUGGACCCCUGCCCUCCCCCGGAGCUGCUGAGCUCAGCACCCCUUUCCUCGGCAUUUCGCGCCUCGGGCUACCCCGCUGGGUCGCCAUGUCCGGGGCCAUGAAGUUCAACGGGUACAUGAAGGUGCGGAUUGGCGAGGUGGUGGGACUGCAGCCCACCCGCUGGUCCCUGAGACACUCGCUCUUCAAGAAGGGCUACCAGCUGCUGGACCCCUACGUGGCGGUGAGCGUGGACCAGGUGCGGGUGGGACAGACCAGCAUCAAACAGAAGACCAACAAGCCCACCUACAAUGAGGAGUUCAGCACCAGUGUCACCGAUGGCCGGCUGUUGGAGCUGGCCGUCUUCCAUGACACCCCCAUCGGCUAUGAUGACUUUGUGGCCAACUGCACUCUGCGCUUCCAUGAUCUCUUACACAUCACGGGCAGUGCUGACAGCUUCGAAGGCUGGGUGGAUCUGGAGCCAGAGGGAAAAGUGUUUGUGGUAAUCACUCUUACAGGCAGUUUCACUGAAGGGACCCUCCAGAGAGAGAGAAUUUUUAAAAAUUUUACUCGGAAACGCCAGAGGGCUAUGCGAAGAAGAGUACAUCAAGUCAAUGGGCACAAAUUUAUGGCUACCUAUUUGCGACAGCCAACAUAUUGCUCCCACUGCAAGGAAUUUAUCUGGGGAGUGUUUGGGAAGCAGGGAUACCAGUGCCAAGUAUGUACCUGUGUUGUACACAAGCGUUGCCAUCAUCUGAUUGUUACAGCCUGCACGUGCCAAAACAAUAUUGACAAGACAGACACCAAGGUUUCUGAACAAAGAUUUGGAAUCAACAUUCCCCACAAGUUUAGAAUCCACAACUAUAAAGUACCAACCUUUUGUGAUCAUUGUGGGUCUUUGCUGUGGGGGAUAAUGCGGCAAGGACUGCAGUGUAAAAUGUGUAAAAUGAAUGUACAUAUCAGGUGCCAAGCCAGUGUGGCACCCAACUGUGGAGUGAAUGCUGCCGAACUGGCGAAAACCUUAGCAUGCAUGGGACUGCAGCCAGGAACUAUUUCUCCAAAUUCGAAAUUAGCUUCCAGGUCCACGCUGAGGCGCCAAGGAAAAGAAAGUCCAAAAGACAGCAACAGUGUGAGUGGAAGUUCAGCAAGCAAACUUGGGAUCAAAGACCUAACCUUUAUCCGAGUGUUGGGAAAGGGCAGUUUUGGGAAGGUGAUGCUUGCCAAAAUGAAGGCGACCGACCAGCUGUAUGCAGUGAAGAUACUGAAGAAGGAUGUUAUUAUCCAGGAUGAUGAUGUGGAAUGCACCAUGACUGAGAAGCGUAUCCUAUCCCUGGCAAGAAGCCAUCCAUUCCUUACUCAGCUUUUCUACUGCUUUCAGACUCCCGAUCGCUUGUUCUUCGUCAUGGAGUUUGUGAAUGGUGGGGACUUGAUGUUCCAUAUUCAGAAGUCCCGUCGCUUUGACGAAGUUCGAGCCCGCUUCUAUGCUGCAGAAAUUAUUUCAGCCCUCAUGUUUCUCCAUGAGAAAGGCAUCAUUUAUCGGGAUCUGAAGCUGGAUAAUGUGCUGCUGGAUCACGAGGGCCACUGCAAGUUGGCAGAUUUUGGCAUGUGCAAAGAGGGGAUUCGCGAUGGAAUUACGACAGCAACGUUUUGCGGCACGCCAGACUACAUUGCUCCAGAGAUUCUGCAGGAGAUGCUCUAUGGUCCUGAUGUAGAUUGGUGGGCUAUGGGGGUGCUGCUUUAUGAGAUGCUAUGUGGCCAUGCCCCUUUUGAAGCAGAGAAUGAAGAUGACCUCUUUGAAGCCAUCCUGAAUGAUGAAGUUACUUACCCAACCUGGCUCCAGCAGGAUGCAGUAGCGAUCUUGAAAGCGUUUAUGACCAAGAACCCCAACCUGCGUUUGGGCAGCCUGGCUCAGGGUGGAGAGAACGCUAUCCUAAGGCACCCCUACUUUAAAGAAUUGGACUGGGACCUCCUGAACCAGCGCCAGAUGGAACCGCCCUUCAGACCUCGAAUUAAAUCCAGAGAAGAUGUCAGUAAUUUUGAUCCUGAUUUUGUAAAAGAAGAACCAGCUCUAACUCCCGUCGAAGAAGGGAUUCUUGCCAUGAUUAAUCAAGAAGAAUUUAGAAACUUUUCAUACACUGAUCCAGAAUUACAGCCAUAGUCUCAUGGAAAAAGUUGUGCAAGGUAAUGAUAGAACAUGACCGAAGAAGUGAAAAUUGGAAUGACCAGGAAUUUCAUUCUCAAGGAAUACACUGAAACAGCCUUAUUAUGCAACAGCACCGACAACAACGUUACCUUAAUGUGAAAUUAGGAAAAAAAAACCUCCAGGAUUUGUGCAGCUCUGAUAUCAAAUAUUUAGAGGGCUGGAAUAAACAUGGUAUCAAAACUAGUCAAUGCGGACGGACCGUUUAAUGCCGAGAUAUUUGGUUCAGCACAAAUCUGACUAGUUGCAAUUUGCAAUGAGUUUGAGGAAUUGGUGUGAGCACGACAUGAGCAUGGUCUUGCAGCUCUGAGCCAAACAGACAUUUUGCAAUAUUGCCCUUUGCAAGACUCAGCUUUGAGGGAUCCAGUGCUGCUUCCUCUUUGGAGACAUGGGAAAGAACUAGCCUCCACUGAGCUCAUUGAGCAAGAUGGUCCAUGUGGCGCUACCUGUUUCUGAAGUAUUUAUUUCUAUCCUAACAACAAAUGGCUCUUUGAACCUGUUUUGGGCUUCCAUGUAAAAUAUUUCACUGUGCAAACUAGCAAAAGCAAAAAAGUGUCACACACACCCCUCCCCUCUCCCCGUCUUCCAAAACGGAGCGAAGCCACUUGUAAGCUCAGUGUUUUAGUAUUUGUGUGAUAUGAAAUGUUUUAGCAUUUGCAUUCUGUGAAAUGCUCUUUUGCAUCAUGCACCCUUUCUCUGCGUACCAGCUGUUUUCAACUAACAUAAUGUGCGUGAAAUCUUGCCAUUUACUUAGACAGAUUGUAUUUAAUUAUGUUAUACAGAGCCCCUUUUGUGAAUUCACUGGCUCAUUAAAACAUUGAUGGAAAAUAGUAGAUCUUAAAUUAUUUGUGGUGUUAUUGUGAUGGGAGCGGCAAAACGGGCAAGCUGUUUGAAAGUAGAAUUGUCAAAUAAACAAUGACAUAAAAGGACAAUACUCUUCCCUUUUGAAGGAUACAUCUUCAUUGAGACUGAAGGAGAGAAUUGACCUAGUUUGGUUUGGAUUGAAGAAUUUAUUGAGAGGAGAUACCUUAUCAAUUUUAGCAUUAAAUGCAUGAGUCAUAGUCAAGCUGAUACAGUGCUGGAAGCAGCUUCUAUUAAUCAGUCACUCUGUUAGGAAAUUCAGACGUGCUUUACCCUGCACUUCAGGAAGCUGGACAGAUUCCAUGUCCAUUUCCAAUGCUGACUUCUUUAGCAAUUGCUAGAUUUCAGGCUACAUAUCAGGGUUAGAAUCUUUUUUCUUGAGGAUUUGCCUACCUUUUGGGCAGAUACCAGUUAGUGGGAAGGGGAAGUAUGUUUUAAAAAGCUUGCAAGGCUACUCAUGUCUUUGUAUUAUGAGUCACAAGUUUUAAACUGAAAAAAGGGUCAUCCAGCAGGGACUGUCUGUGUUCUCAUGUCUGGUCUACAGACUGACACUGUACCUGAUGUUAGUUAGGGUUGUACCUUUUUUUCCUCCUUGCUGAUAGUCGCACUAAUGUAACCCUUAGUAUGGAUGCAAUUCUUCCAGUAUAAAAGUUCUUCCUGUACAGGAAUAAAUUAUACAGAUCUAAGCUCUUAUAUACCAAUAUAACUGCAUUCAUACUUGGGGGGUUGUGCUACUUUAAUUAUGCUGGUGUCGUUACAGUGCUACAAGGUGGGUGUGUAGACAAGGUUUUACAGUCCUAUCCAAAGCCUAUGAAGUCCAGUGGUGUCCUUUCUUUGACCUCCGUGGUCAUUGGAUCCAGGCCACAUCCACCACAGCAGCAUCUGAGCAGUGUUAAAAUUGGAGAUUCUCUUUCUAACAGACGCUGCAGGCACCAAAUCAAUAAAAAAGAUCCAUAAACUUUACUUUCCGCUCUGGAAGGAGGGCUUCAGCAGGCAGCUUGUGGCACACGGUCUGUAGGCAGGGCCUUUGGCCGCUAGUCCCACUGGAGAUAAUUGUAGAGUAACCUCCUGGGAAAAUCUGCGCCGGGAGGGUGAUUCAUGACAUGGCUCCUUCCCCAGCUCACUUUUAUUGCUAGGACUGCACCGCUGAACAUUCACGGGCCUCCUCAGCGCUGUCCCCAGGGGAGGUGAGUGCAAAGUCCAGGGCAAUCCAGCCCCUGUUCCACCCUUUCCACCAAGUCCUGCCCCUGCUCCGUCCCCUCCCACCUCCAUUGUGCCCUCUCCCUCGAGUGACAUGACCUGAGGGAUGACUGGGGGGCCUGGCACUGACCAUAGGAAUCAGCCCUGCUCCCCUCCACAGCAGCAAGAAGCAGAGCAACCCAGCCCCAGCCAGCUGCGCUCCCCCGAACCUAGUUCCCAGCCACAUCGCUCAGCGGAGCAUAGUACACUGGCCAGGGCAGACUGCUUCUCACCGCCACGGGGAAGUGGAAUGACGCAGCUGAGUCACUCUGCUUCCCACAGCUUCCGCCACCACUAGUGAGUGCGAGGGCAGACCUGGCCCCUGCAGCCAGCGCCAGGCCCCCCAGUAAUUCUCCAGGCCACCCUAGGCUUUCUGGGGGCCCUUAAAGCAGGGAUUGACCCCAGACUAUCCUAUAGAUGAGAUGGCUCUGGGCCUCGUGGGAUGAUUAGAGCUGCCAAAUCACCCGUAAACAUCAAACCUUACUAUUGUAUCGCUGUGUUAACAGGACCCCAGCCUUGGUACAGUAGCUGGGGAUGCCACUGAUUGUAAGAAGAAUGUGGAAAAUCCAACUUAUAUUGAUGUACCCUCUUGAAAUCUGUAGUCUGAGAGCAUUGGCUAUGAAUGCAAGGAACAGGCCAUUGUGACAUGGUUUCCGAUGUUCAUUUCACAAAAAUCUCUGCUAAUGAGGGAAUAGGAGUAUCUCUAAGAGCAUUUCGCACCAUCCUGGAGAGAGACCUGCAGGAAAAUUUCUCCCCUUGUACAGCCAGUUUUUGGUUGGUCAUUCAC
Messenger RNA from Pelodiscus sinensis (Chinese soft-shelled turtle), 5154 nucleotides. NCBI's taxonomy places the organism in Eukaryota, Metazoa, Chordata, Testudines, Trionychidae. The record is from RefSeq and is a predicted model, not a curated record.